Monoraphidium neglectum is the source of this 548-nucleotide messenger RNA. RefSeq names its product tetrahydrofolate dehydrogenase/cyclohydrolase, putative. NCBI's taxonomy places the organism in Eukaryota, Viridiplantae, Chlorophyta, Chlorophyceae, Sphaeropleales, Selenastraceae. The annotation marks the transcript as partial. The transcript is spliced from 5 exons. Gene Ontology annotation, biological process: tetrahydrofolate interconversion. Gene Ontology annotation, cellular component: cytosol. The record is from RefSeq and is a predicted model, not a curated record. Gene Ontology annotation, molecular function: methenyltetrahydrofolate cyclohydrolase activity; methylenetetrahydrofolate dehydrogenase (NADP+) activity.
AUGCUCCUUGGCUCCUGGAUCAAGCUGGGCGCUGUCAUCAUCGACGUCGGCACCAACCCCAUCGACGACUCAUCCAAGAAGCUGGGCUACCGCCUUGUUGGCGACUGCGACUUUGACUCCUGCCAGCCAGUGGCGGGCGCGAUCACGGCGGUCCCGGGCGGCGUGGGGCCGAUGACAAUCGCGCUGCUGCUCAAGAACACGCUGGCCUCGGCGCAGCGGUUUGUCGAAGGAACCUUCGGCUUCAGGGGCCGUGUGGAACUGCAGGUGGUGCGGCCCAAGCAGGGGUCAUCUCAUAUGCUAUUCACAGGAGCCAUUGAGGUGAAGCUGAUGCAGGGCAUCCUGGAGGGCCACAUUGAGCAGGCCAAGAAGGACGGCUUUGCCAUGUGGUGCCACAAUGCGACGCAGCAGAGCUACGAGCCAGUGUGGGUGGUUCUAACAGACCUGGACCAGGUGCUGCGCGUCACCUAUGAUGGCUACAAUGGCCCGGGCGGAGGGGCACGCGCAUAUGUCAAGGGGAUGCCAUUUGCGCAUGUGCACGGACAACUCAA